Zophobas morio is the source of this 1990-nucleotide messenger RNA. RefSeq names its product carboxylic ester hydrolase-like. The record is from RefSeq and is a predicted model, not a curated record. NCBI's taxonomy places the organism in Eukaryota, Metazoa, Arthropoda, Insecta, Coleoptera, Tenebrionidae. The transcript has 6 exons. The coding region runs from base 260 to 1900 and encodes 546 amino acids.
GAAUUAACACAAAUAAACAUGGAGAAUUUACUUUAACUGAUUAGUGUACAUAAAAUUUACACUAUAUUAACGAACACAGUGAGCAAGAAAAUUUUCAGGGUCAUCAUGACUUUCAUUAAAAAACAUAUCUCACUUUUGCGAUAAUCGAAAAAUAUAGAUAACAGGUGUACCAUUAACCAUUGCACUAUAAAUAGUCCGGUGACCUUCGGUUUUGAUCACACGGUGGAAAUAUUACUUAAACAUUGUGACAGUUCGUAAAAUGUUGGUACUUCUCGCCUUCCUCACGCUCCUCACUUUAGGUGUUUCCGGUGAGAAACUCCCCCUAGUGAAAACACCUCUUGGGGAGAUUCGCGGCCACCACAAAGUUUCCUUCGAAGGUAGAAAAUUUUCGGCAUUUGAAGGCAUCCCUUUUGCUAAACCACCAAUUGGAGAGCGACGUUUUGAGGAACCUGAACCCGUUGAUCCUUGGAGUGGUGUCUGGAAUGCCACCUCGUUAUUCCAAUGUGCCCAAACUAGUAUGAUUAAUCCUAGUGAAAUAACAGGCGAUGAAGACUGUCUCUAUAUUAAUGUUUUUGUACCCCGUGAGAGUCCAAAUCCUGACGAAAACCUAGAUGUCGUCGUACACAUCCAUGGAGGGGCAUAUUUGUAUGGCAGUGGUAACGCCUACUCCCCCCCGACCCAUUUGAUGGAUCGGGACGUAAUCUACGUCAACUUUAACUAUCGUUUGGGAAUUUUGGGUUUCUUAAGUACCGAAGACGAUGUAGUACCUGGAAACACCGGUCUUAAAGACCAAACACUGGCUUUGAAGUGGGUUCGAGACAAUAUAGCUAGUUUUGGCGGAAACCCAAACUCUGUAACAAUCAAUGGAUUGUCAGCUGGAGGUUCAAGUGUCCAUUUGCACUACUUUUCUAAGCUUUCGAGAGGUUUGUUCCAUCGAGGGUUUGCUCAGAGCGGUCUCGCUUUGAACCCGUUUUCCGUCCAAGAACACCCUUUGAUGAGGGCUAAGAAACUAUCUGAUGCAGUGGGAUGUCCUACGACUUCCACUCGAGUAAUGGUUGAUUGUUUGAAGCAGCGACCCUACCGACAUCUCUUAGACAAACUUUCGUUGUUUUUUAACUAUAAAUUCAUGCCUUGCGUCCCGUUUGGACCUGUCAUUGAAAAAGGAGGCCCGAAUCCCUUUUUAAGUGCAGAUCCGUACUACUUACUGAAGAAUGGGGACGUAUACGACGUACCGUGGAUUGCGUCUAUGGCAGUCCAUGAAGGGUUCUUCCCUGUAAUGUUCUUCAUGGAAGAUCUAGACAAUAUUGAUGCCCAUUGGGAAGACUGGGCUCCAGCUUUCUUAGAAUUUAAUUACACUUUACCGUCGUCGUUGUGGAAAAGUACUGCCAGAAAAAUCAAAGAACAUUACCUUGGUGACGAACACAUCAAUAAAGAAAAUGUACUAAAAUUGAUCCAGAUUUUUAGCGAUCGGUUUUUCCUCAAUGAAGCAGAAACGGCAGUACGUAUGCAAGCCAAAGUGAACAAAUCUCCAGUCUAUUAUUACCUGUUCGGCUAUCCGGGAGACAACAACGAGCAAAAAAUUGUUGGUCAUGGUGCCGACAUUAAGUACUUCUUCGGACCAACGUACAUGCCCAUACCUUUAACUCCCGACGAACACAAAAUGAAAGACGUACUUCUGGAUAUGUUAGUAGCGUUUGCAAAAACUGGCAAACCUACUUUGGGUGGUGUAGACUGGAAACCCACGGGUUAUAACGAGCUGACAUAUCUUGAAGUAAAUGGGUUUGAACCUGGCGAUAUUCAGCUCAAAACCACCGACGAACUAGCGACUAGUAAAAGCUUUUGGAAGUCCUUGAACUUUAAAGAGGGCGAAAAUUUGAUUUCUGGUAAAGACGAACUGUAAUUUGGAUUAUUUUUCACGUUAUUACAUUUUGUAAAUGUUUUACGAUUUUGUUACGAAUAAAUUUGUGGCAGUACUCCGUUACGUACCAAA